Molecule: messenger RNA, 11548 nt
Organism: Labeo rohita (rohu)
Lineage: Eukaryota; Metazoa; Chordata; Actinopteri; Cypriniformes; Cyprinidae
Gene: wnk1b
Product: WNK lysine deficient protein kinase 1b
Biological process (GO): negative regulation of sodium ion transport; positive regulation of sodium ion transmembrane transporter activity; monoatomic ion homeostasis
Cellular component (GO): cytosol; cytoplasm
Molecular function (GO): chloride channel inhibitor activity; potassium channel inhibitor activity; protein serine/threonine kinase activity
Source: RefSeq, a predicted model, not a curated record
GGCGUUUCUGCUGUCAGUAUUCAGUGGGAGGGUAGACAGCAGCAGCCUCGGAGCUAAAACCAACGUGACAGACUGGAGUCUUAAUAACACCACCCGAACCAAGAGCAGCAGUUCCAGAGAAACCCUAAUACUGCAUAUGGAGACUACCAGUUGUCAUCUGUCGACUGCUGCAUAAGGAUAACGCUUCAGCCGGCUCGACAGCGGCGAACGCAAACGCAAACCGCAGUGGAUGUUGUUGCAUUGUUCACGUGAAAGGAAGAAUAUCGCUGGUUUGCAGCGGAUCCGCGUGCAGUCGACCGGAACCGGACUCUGUUGUUGAUUUGUCAUUAUGUUUAAUCACGGGAUACAUCGUUACGCUGGAUACCGAAUUUAACAGAGUCAUUGCAUCACGUUGGAUUCAACAGCCCCGUGUUGAACUUGGCCUGUAGAGCAAGCAAGCAAACAGCACGAUGAACGCGUCGCUCUGCUAAAUAUAAAUGGAAUUUAUAUUCUCCGACCAUUCGGUUUAUUACCCGUGAUUAUUUUUGUCUAACAUAACUAUUUGGCAAAUACCUCUCUUAAAUUAUUCGCUCGGUCAACUCAAGCAACUGCAGCUGUCGCUUUGUCUACAUCAGAGGGGAAUGGAUAUGACGAUACGAAAGUAAACCUGGACCUGGUUUUUGGGUUUCGGAGCCAGGUUUCCUGAACUCUGAAGGUGUGAAGAAUAUCAAGGCUCUUGCCCUUUUCCCUCUUGCGGUCCCUUAUGCCCAAUGACGGCUGUCUCCGGGUCACUGCAGGAUGGGUGAAGUGGAUUUGACAGUUUUUGUCUGUCACCAUCAGUGCUUGCCUCUCAGUGACUGCGUCUUGUUCUUUUACGUUUAUAAAAGAACACCUCCUCUCUUGGGCUCUGGCCCCUUACACUGUAAGAGUAACUGUUAGUAAGGAAUACCCCACGGGGGGGCCUUGCAGCAAACUCUGUGGUUCACGUGAGCUUUAGUAUUUUUUUGCGUAGGCUUUUUGUGCCACAGUCAAAAGCAGAAAGAGGAAUUUCCCGAAAUUUCCAAAAUUUCGGCAAAAGGUCAAGGUUUACAUUUGAGUUUUUUCAUAAUAAUUUAUUUAUACGUUUAAUUUCUGUUUUUUUCCUGGAGAGAUGUCGUCGGAAAAUCCCAACAAGGUGGUGAGCUUCUUGGCCCCUCCACCUCCAAAGAAUGUGAACGGCUCCGGUUCGGACUCACUAGUGGGUGAGAAGCUAGACACGGAGGUCAGAAAACGACGUCACACCAUGGAUAAAGAUCUGAAGACAGCUGAGCACAGAUUUUUUAGGCGUAGCGUCAUCUGUGACUCCAAUGCCACAGCCCUUGACUUGCCCAGCAAAGCCUGCAUCCUCACCUCACCUCCUGAUUGUGAGCAGUUCAUCGUGCCUGUGGUGCUGGGAUCGGCCCCUGAUGUUACCAUCGACACCCAAGUGGGUGUUUCGGGUGUUGUAUUAGAAGAACGUGCAGAGGAUGGAAGAGCUGCUGGGGUUGAUGGCGUUGUGGAGGUACAGAGCCCGUCUGUGCAGGAUGUGGGUGUGAGGCAGAGUGAGGCCCUUCGGAUCCCGGAGAAGGAGCCCAGCGAUGUGGGCGACAAGGAGCAGGAGAGCGGAGUAGCAGAGAAGCGUGAGGAGGAAGAGGAGGAGAAAGGAGCGAAGGCCCGUGCCGAAGCUGAGCAGAGGGAGGCUGAGAAGAAGGUCCAGGAGGAUGAAGAAGUGGAGACCAAAGCCGUGGGCACCUCACCCGAUGGGCGAUUUCUUAAAUUUGACAUCGAGAUUGGACGAGGGUCAUUCAAAACGGUCUACAAGGGCUUGGACACGGAGACAACGGUGGAAGUGGCAUGGUGUGAACUUCAGGAUCGGAAGCUGUCGAGAUCAGAGCGCCAGCGCUUCAAGGAAGAAGCCGGCAUGCUGAAAGGCCUGCAGCACCCAAACAUCGUGCGUUUUUACGACUCGUGGGAGUCGCCCUCCAAAGGCCGCAAGUGUAUCGUGCUGGUGACGGAGCUCAUGACGUCAGGAACCCUAAAAACGUAUCUGAAGCGCUUCAAGGUGAUGAAGAUAAAGGUGUUGCGGAGCUGGUGCCGGCAAAUCCUGAAGGGCCUGCAUUUCCUCCACACCAGGGCUCCACCCAUCAUUCACCGGGACCUUAAAUGCGACAACAUCUUCAUCACCGGUCCCACCGGCUCCGUUAAGAUUGGCGAUCUGGGCUUGGCCACCCUCAAACGGUCGUCAUUCGCGAAGAGUGUCAUAGGUACCCCUGAGUUCAUGGCGCCUGAGAUGUACGAGGAAAAAUAUGACGAGUCGGUGGAUGUGUACGCCUUCGGAAUGUGCAUGCUGGAGAUGGCUACCUCUGAGUACCCGUACUCCGAGUGUCAGAACCCCGCGCAAAUCUAUCGCCGAGUCACCAGCGGAGUUAAACCUGGCAGUUUCGACAAGGUAGCCAUUCCAGAGGUGAAAGAGAUCAUCGAGGGAUGUAUUCGCCAAAACAAAGAUGAAAGAUACGCCAUCAAGGACCUUCUGAACCAUGCCUUCUUUCAGGAGGAGACUGGAGUGCGGGUGGAGCUGGCUGAGGAGGACGAUGGGGAGAUGAUAGCCAUCAAACUCUGGUUGCGCAUUGAAGACGUCAAGAAACUCAAAGGCAAAUACAAAGACAACGAAGCCAUCGAGUUCUCCUUUGACCUCCAUCGGGACGUGCCAGAAGAUGUGGCUCAGGAAAUGGUUGAGUCGGGCUAUGUUUGCGAGGGUGACCACAAAACCAUGGCCAAGGCCAUCCGGGACCGAGUGUCCCUGAUCUGUCGCAAACGAGAGCAGAGACAGCAGGUGCGAGCCGAGCAAGAGAAACGCAAGCAGGAGGAGGAGCAAAAGCAGUUGGUCAGCGAGUCUUUGAGGAACGUGUCCAGCUCUCAAGGUUCUGCACAGAGUCAGUGCGGUUCCCAGCCUCCGACUCCUGGCCUCGUCCAGCCCGAUUUUGAGGAGCCUGAUGCAGACCAGCAGCUUCAGUACAUGCAAAGUGGAAUGACCUUGGCUGACGGGACGCUCGACAGCGGUCAGGGUUCAUCCGUGUUCUCCGAACCUCACCAUAGCCAGCUCAACAUGUCGUAUAGUUCUCCUGCAGCGUCGCAACCCCAGCAGGUGCCUGGACAGGCCGCCUACCCUCCCAGCUCUCAAGCUCCCCAACAGCACACCGCAUACCCCCAGCAGCCAAUGCCGCAAUCGGUGAGUCAGCCAUACGGUGGAGGAGGCUCAGGUCUGGUCGAGCCCCCGCUCUUUUUCCCCACCAUCCCGGAACGGCCCGUCUCGUUCUCGCCCCCGCCAUCUUGCCCGCCCAAAGCUUUCAACGUGCAGCGCCGCAAGAGCACCUCCAUCCUGGAGGCCCACACGCGUCACUUCCAGCCCGCCUACCACCGUAGCUACGGGAGCAGCCUGCACCCGUUUUCCGGGGUGGAAGCUCUGGGUCCUGGUGUCGAACCCUCCCUGUUUAUGAUGCCCGGGAUAGCGGCUCAAAGAUUGGCCGAGCCACUGCAUCUACAGCCUCCGGCGGAGACUUUAUAUGGAUAUAAGGACGUAAGAGCCGAGCAAGAGGAAGCUGUACGCAGACUCAGCCUCAACCAGGCUGCAUUAAUGGACCAACUGGAAGCUAUGGCCUACAGUGGCUACCCUAUGACUGCGCAUCAGCUAAGCCACAUCAGCUUCCAUCAGCAAAUGCAAGCCGCUGCUGCUGCUAGCCUGGCCUAUGAGACUCAAUCACAGCCUGGGCCUGCUUACCUACACCCUCAUGUCCAGAGCCACAUGCGUUUGACCCACAGCCCGAUCCCACAACUGAGUGUGUCUAGCUCUGCAUCUGCGCCGCAGCAAACCGUGGCUGCAGAUCCAGGCUAUCAGCCCCACUCGUUUCCCCAUUCCGCACCACCCGUGUUGGCUCACGCGUCCGAGCCUAACACUGCCUUUGAAUUCCACAUGCACAACCUCCAGGCGGACCCAGCUAUGCUGGCGUCCAGACUGUACCGAGCCCGACGGGGCUCAAUGGACCUCAACCUGGAGGAAGCGGCUGGCAGCCAGGGGUUGUGCGGUCGACUCCAGCCUGUCACCGAAGAACUUUACAGCUAUGUAAGCCCGGAGCUACCGCUUCCUCCGGGCAGCCUGCUUCUCCACGGACCUAAAGAACUCAGUCCUGAACCUUCAAGUGACUCCAUGACCUCCUCCGAUGCUGGCGAGUUCCACUCGCCUCCGCCUCAUCCGUUGUACCAACCUCAAGACUGUUCCGCAGCUCAAUCCAUCCCGCAAACGUCUUACUACAAAACAGACGGAGGAAGCAACAUCAGCGAAGGUCAUCCACCCAGUCAGACGACGUUUCUGUUCAUUCCACCUUCUGAAUCGUCCACUGUCCCAUCCUCGCACAUCAACGCUCUGCACAGUACUUGGGCCCGUCAACCAUCCCUUCCACCGGACCUCACAUUGUCCCAUCAGGGGGCUACCUUGGUGCAGGUCCCGAUCUCUCAAUCCACAAGUGCCGUGUCUUUGGUUUCAUGCAGCACCCCAUCCGCCGCGGCUGCUUCUCAACAGUACGGAGGUUACUACGUCCAAGCACUCCCUUCGCAGGCUGCUGUUCCACAACAGGCUUCUCUAGGGCCGACAUCCCAACCAGGCGUCUCGUUACCCCAACAGCAAGCUUCCCAGCAGCCUCCCAGCACUGUGGUUCAGAGCAGUUCCCAGACGCAGGUUCCUGGACCCCAGGCCACACAGACAUCUCAUAGCCUCUCUUUGACAACAGAGCUGUCACAACUCCAAACUCCUGCUGUGGAGAGCUGUCAUUCUGAUGUGGCAUCUGGGCUCAGUGAUGGUAAUGAGGGCGUGACGGGUGGCAGGCAUGAGGGCCGUUCCGCCAAACGCCACCAGCGCAGAUCAGUACGCAGCCGUUCACGACAUGAAAAAACCUCUAAGGCCAAGCUCAAUGUUCUUAAUAUCUCCAGCAUGGGCGAUAGAGUUGCAGAGUGUCAAUUAGAAACACACAACAGAAAAAUGGUGACUUUCAAGUUUGAUCUCGACGGUGAUAACCCAGAGGAAAUUGCACAGAUAAUGGUACAAAGUGAGUUCAUUCUAGAGAGCGAGCGAGAGUACUUCAUCGAGCAGAUUCGGGAGGUCAUAGAAACGGCAGAUGAGAAAGGUGUGGAAAGAGAGCGCAGCCUGAUGGUUAGUGAUCAUGAGCAGCAUAUGCCCACCACAUCUGCGCCUCUUGAGCAAGGUGUGCCACCUAGUUCAGCUGCCCAGGUGGUCCAUUCGGCAGGCCGCAGGUUUAUUGUGAGUCCAGUGCCUGAAUCCAGACUGAGGGAACAGUUCUUUAGCUCACCUCAACCCACAAUCGAAGAGCCUUCAUCCUCUGUGUCAGUUCCGCCGCCCGCCUUGGGCCUUUCUAUGUCUGCGUCUGCUGUCAGUCUACAGCAGGCGUUCUCUGAAAUGCGUCAAGGCCGAUUUGACCCGGGUCCCAGCACUGCGCCGCCGAUGCUCCAUGUCUCCAUGCCCCCUCUGGUUCCCGCCGCUGCAACCUUGCCCUCUAGUGUCGCCCCAGUGGUCGUUCCUCCCCCUGUGUCUUCUGAAGUGACCUCUUCACCAUCUCUACCAUCCGUCUCCAUAAACCCUCCCGGGUCAUCGUCUCCUCCUCCUACCCUUCCUGCCUCCUCCGUGACCUCCCCUCCAGCUCAUUCGCAACUCCCUCUGCCUCAAAGUCAGGCUGUACCUGCCGUCAUCAGUGUUAUUUCCACCCCUUCCUCUUUGCCAAUGCCAGCUGUGCCUGCUGUCACAUCGUUCCCCCAAACCUCAGUCCCAAUGCCCGUUCCUGCCUGUACUGCUCCCCCGCUUGCUCACCCCGUGACUCCUAUGGGAUCUGUUUCUGGUGGCAGUGGUGAACAGCCCAUCCCCUCCACUUCAGCUCAGCUUACGCCACCAGUCAUCCCCACCACAGCCAUCCAGACACCGCAGCUCGCACCUUCCACCACCACGGUUAUUCCCGCCUCGGCUGCUCAGUCACAAGUGCCCACCCUCCAACCGGUUACCACCAAUAUACCAGUCGUGCAGCCUACACCCGUGCACAGCCAACCUCAAACCUCCACCGUGCCCAAUCAGAGCCACGCACAUUGUGUGGAAUGUGACAGCGACCCGCAGGGAAAGGGCGUUGAUGAUAUUCAGGCUCUGGAUAAAAAGCUGCGCUCGCUCUUCAUGGACCUGGGCUCUGGUCCGCCCUCUGCCCAGUCUGAUGUCACAUCUGACCCCUUGGCGUCCGCAAGCGUCCCUGGAACCUCCUCUCCAACUGCCUGUGCCACCCCUAGUGGCACCCCUCUCCCUCCCUCUAGUUUACCCCUGAACUCCUCCGGUCAGGCCACGGGCUCUCCCUUGACCUCCAUGGGUAAUGCCUCCACCCCGGUUGGCUACAGUCAGACGACUCCAUCCAAAGCGCCGUUAUCGAGAUUACCGGUGUUGCCUGUCGGCCCAGAUCAGGCUGGCACGCCGCCCACAGAGCACCUACCACCCUUCCCAGGACCUUGUUUAACUCAGUCCCAGCAGCCCUUGGAGGAUCUGGAUGCCCAGCUGAGACGGGCGCUGAGUCCAGAAACCGUCCCAAUCAGCAGUGUCACGCACCAGUCAUCUGUCACUGGGAUGCCACCUGGAGGACAGCCAGUUCCGUUUUCUCUGGAAGAUGAGCCAGCAGCUACACCUGCAGCUGGAGUAUACAAACUAGGACGAUUCCAGGUGUCAGCGGCUCCUGAUGAGAACGCCCCGCAGGCUCCCACCACGCAUGACUCAUCCUCCACAUCUUCUUCCACCACCACCUCCUCUUCAUCAUCCUCCUCCACUCUCUCUAGCCCCGAGAACACACUGCACCGAACCUCCUCUCCCCUCAGAGACACGAAAGCAGAUGUGGUCGACGGCCUCCCCACUCUCCCCAACCGGACGGCAGCCCAGCCCCAGCCCACCACCAUUGGCCGUUUCCAGGUGACCACCAAGACGGACACGAAGGUGGGACGUUUUUCAGUGAGCAGAGCACAGGAUGAGGCUCCUGUGGCUAGCUUACAACCACCAGAACCCCAGCCAGCACCUCAAGCCUAUCCAGCUGUUGGGAACGGGCCGUCUCAGAGUGCCGGGAGCCUCAACAAUUCCGUCAGCUCCUACUUUAGUAGCGACAAUGACUCAGAGUUUGAGGACGAGGACUUUAAGAGAGAAGUCAGCAAGCUGAGAGAGAAGCACAUGAUGGAGAGUCAGGCUCUGUACUCCAGGCAGAAGGCAGAGAUUGAUGCCCUUUUCGCCCGCUUGGGCAAAGCACCUCCCGCCAUGGUCAACCCUCCCGUCGUGAACCCAGCUGGCCGCAGGCGACGUCCCACCAAGAGCAAAAGCAGCAAAUCCAGCCGCAGUAGCUCACAGGGCAGCAAGAGUCCCGUACAGCCAGCAACCAGCACUUUAUCCGCGCAGAGCGCUCCCUCCGUGUACCAACCCCAGCAGGCUUUCCUGGCCCCUGGGGGGAUGAUAGAUGGGGGGAGCAGCCCUCUGCUCCAGUCCUUCAAACCCUCCCCUUCUAAUGAGAACCUGUGCUCCGCUUUCACCAGUGACGCCACGCUCUCUGCGCCCAGUCUGUGUGUCACCUCGCAAGGCUGUGUAAAGUUCAGCUGUGGGUCGGAGAGAGUGACCUUCAAACCAGGUGGCAGGAGGACGCGUUUUCUGAGUACGCCCUGCUUGGCUCUUUGGAAGAUGGUGAAAAAAGUGUGCCCCUGCAACCAACUCUGUAGGACGAGCAGCACCAACACGGUGGCGGGAACCAUUCAGAAUCAAAACCAGCCACCCGUCUCUCAGUCCCAGAGCUGCAAGGGCAUGUUCACAGACGAGCUGCACAAAUUGGUGGACAACUGGGCCAGGGACGCUAUGAACCUGUCGCAGGGCAAGAGAGGCUCCAAGCACCAACAACAGGUGGCUCCUCAGGGCCACAGCUACGAAAUGAUUCCUCCUACCAAUAUGGGCCGUAAGUACUCUGCUCCGGGGCAGCUGUGCCCAAGCAUCGCUUCGACUCUGAGCGGCCACCCGCCCAUGCCCAACACUCCCGCUACCUCUCUGGGGGCCCGGAAGGGCUCCCUGUGUCCCACGCCACAGUACGGCUACCCCUCCGCACCUUACAGCGCCCAGUGGGCCGGUUCGGCCGCGCACACCCAGGCCGGUCUUCUGGCCACCUCGCAACCCCUGGGACAAUACCCCCAGGUUCCGACCCCUUUACAGACCUUCCACAUCAGCACUUUGCAAAAGUCAGUCAGCCACCCGGGUGGACCCAACCUGAAGACCACGUAGGGCAGGGCCUAGCCGUGCCAGGCCUAAAUAACUCUCAAGUGGGGGCAAGUGUUUGAUUGCAUUGCAGAGAUUCUGUUUAACACCAGAAUCCUACUGCAUGCUCACAGAUACGCCACGGGAAUGAUGCACAACGACGAAAAUAAAAACAACGGUUGCUUGUGUGCAAUGUUACGUGGCCAAAGAAGGUGUGAUCAUUUUUAUUAAGGUGUGUAGUGAUGGCAUCCUUCACCACCCAGCCCCAAACAUUCAUCAAGGGGUUCGACUAGAGGUUUGCUGACCUAUAAUGGAAUGAAUGCCACCGGUAUCCAUAUGUAUAUCCUCCUGAUAAAUUCACACAUCAAGCACGUCAGCAAACGGAGGAUCGGGUGGGUGACGGUGAGCUAGUGUCCUUGUUCCCCUCUUGCCCUAAACCCUCUGCUGCAAUGCCAUGGAAUAAUGCAAUAAUUACAAAGGUAGAAAAAAGCCCAUUUUAAAACACAGGAAGUGGCCUUCAUUAGAUAAAAUGACUAAAUCCAUGUACAGAUUUCCUUUGUUUUUAAAUUGGGUUAUGAGGGUUAUUUCAUUCGUUUGGUUGGUUGGUCAGUUUGGUUUUUUCUUCCCUAUGUCUUUCAAGCCGGCCUUGUGUAGCAGAAUGUUAGGGACAUUUUUUUUUCAGAGGCCUUUCAGCUGCCGCCGAAGCUUCAGCAUGCCUCCCAGCAUGCUUUGCAGCACGUUCACACUCAUACCGUCCUCCGUUUUUCUCAUUGGGCCACACCGCAAGGUGACAUGUUAGAAAAUUGGGGAUUGGAUACGGGAUUGGUCGCCUUGGAGGCCUGUGGAGCUUUAAAUCAGCUUUUUCUAAUCAUGGCAGCAUUAGGGGCCUCUCGCGAUAGUUUGAUCGAGACAUUCAAAUAAGAAGUCGUGUUCUGUAUGGACCUGUAUUUACUCAUCAGUUUUUGAUGUUGAAACACUGUGAUUAUUAUAAAUGUUGUUGGACAACAUUAGAUAAAAAGAAAGUAGACAAAAAAAAGAAAGACAUGAAUUUUUCGAGGGUUUUGGAUAUUAGCGUUCAUGAGAUGUAAGGCUAGCUAUUUCGUUAUUCACAUCUUUAUUGGAGACACUUUAACCCUUUUUUUCCCCUUUGUACUUUCUUUAUAUUAGAUAAAUGUGAAUGUAAAAUGAAUUCAAUUAAUGUACUUGAAGAAACAAAUCUUUCCCUCUUCGCCCAAUGAGCUUUCUGACGAUUCUAGUGCCUUGCGUUAUUUUUUUUUGCUUUGGGGUUUGAUAUAUAAGGAGUGCUGGUCUUCGGACUUCACAGAGGGUGAAUAUUAAUAUAUUACAUGAACAAGGUUGCCGUUUUGAAUCGCCUAUGACUGAAACCAUUUGAUGGCAGUCCUAGUCGGAGAAAGCUUCAUAUGUAAGGUGCGCUAACACCAAUCCAGCCAUUAUAUCACAUUCAGAGGCUGUGAAGAAUACUACCUUAGUAUGCAAGUGUAAGUGUGCCUAUCAUCAGCGCAUGGACGAGUCAUUUCAACUGCUUUUCGACAACCACGGUGUCUUUGUUUUUCUAGAUGGACUCUUAAACGGCGUGAGCGCUUCUUGUGAAGGUGAGGAGGGAUUGGCUCAGAUAGAAAGGCAGGACGAGGAAAGUUAGUACGAGUGGGACAGUAUGUUGUAAGUAUUUCAGAACCACCAACAGCUUAGAUGUUUUUCCAACACUGCUUAAUUGGUUUUGACGCCAUCCAGCGUCAAAUCCUCUUCGUGUGUGAGUAAAGAGACACUUUUGAGUUAUUUAGUGUAAUGAGGAUCAGAAAGGUUGUAGGGGGAAACGAUAGUUAGCAAUCCUCACUGACACAAGAACGCCACUUUCUGCCAAAACAGCACUCGUGAAGAUUCAAUCCGCUUUUUAACUUUCACUGCCCGUGCACGUUCUCAAGUCACUGUACUGGCAAUGGCCUUCGGUUUUAUGGCAGAUCAGUAGCUCUAUCUCUUUUGUAGCAGUCAGUCGAAUCACUCUUGUAAAUGCUUUGGUUUGUUCAAAAAAUACUAGACUUGCAGUGAGAACAGAUCUGAUUCAUCAGAAACAAAUGUACAGAUCCUUAGAGCAUUUUGUUUGGGGUACAAAAACGUAGUGGAGAUGCUCACAUCACCUUAACUACUGAACAGACUUAGAUUACAACUCGUUACUGCUUAGUGUGCUUCGUCUGGUACAGGAAAUUCACUAUAGGUCAACUGCAUAGUUUAGAUUCUGACUCUCUGUAUUUAAAAAAACGAUCGUUUUACCUUUAUCUCUUGCUUUGUACACAACGCUUUACCUGUUGACGGCUCGUUUUUUACCCACUUUGUCGUUCCGUUUGUUUAAACUGUGAACACAUCAUAAGGUCUUUAACAAAGAGGUCCAAACUGCUCAGUGUUCAGACUAAUGAAAUCUGUGUAGUACUACCUUCGGAGUGCCAUGUCCCUGUUCCAGAUAUGACGCAAGUGUUAAUUUGCUCUCGCUGUAAGAAACAGGUCCUCCUGUUUGACCAUAGAGGGCGCUAAUUGUAACUGCAGUGCAGGACGUACAACGUUAAACGAGAUUCACCUCUGACCUCUGAUGUAAAUGAUUCAGCACCUUGGAAAAUAAAAACUUUUUUUUGUUUAUCGUUCACUUUGCUUUGAAAAAAAAAAAAAAGCGUUUGUAGCGUGCUGAUGCGCGAACGAGCCAUUCAGCAGCGUUAGACAUUCAGUUUAUGAUGAAAACAACAAAAAAAACAAUGUUUUUUUUUUUCUUUUGCAUGGGAUUUUAGUUACAGAGAAUGCACACAAACUCACUCGAAACGUAUCUUAGUGAAUGAAACCCUCUUUUCUAGUCGCUCUCCUGUGGAAAGAAAUACAACAGAACAAUGUUUACUUAAUGCUACUGACCUGUCAUUAAGUUAUUUUGUUUUGUACUACUAUCUGAUCCGCUUGUUUUGCUGUCUUUUGAGUCUCUAGAUUUCCUCUGGCGACUUUCAUUCAGUGUUCUUUUUUUUCUUCUCCGUAUGAUAUUUAACAUUGUACAAAAUGUUAAAAGAGUUACUUAAAAUGAAAACCAAACAAAAACAUGUAGGGAAUCAUCGGCAAUGUUUAACUGUAUGUUUUGCACUAAGUAUAGGAUGUUCAAGCUUCGUAUAAAACUGCGCUUUGCGCUCCAAUAAAACAGCAUUUGUUACCCUAUUUGUAAACUUAAUAAAAGUCAUUUAAAUAAAUUAA